This is a messenger RNA of Lutzomyia longipalpis, 1210 nucleotides long. RefSeq names its product trypsin alpha-3-like. Gene Ontology annotation, biological process: proteolysis. The transcript is spliced from 2 exons. The record is from RefSeq and is a predicted model, not a curated record. The coding region runs from base 324 to 1139 and encodes 271 amino acids. Lineage: Eukaryota; Metazoa; Arthropoda; Insecta; Diptera; Psychodidae. Gene Ontology annotation, molecular function: serine-type endopeptidase activity.
AGUGACGUACCCCAGCGAAGCUCGAGAACACACCUUUGCUGACGUAAGUUGUUUAAGCUUUCUCAAACUUAUCAUUACAUACGAUUGUAAGUAGCCUUCACCGUCUUCCCAAUGUAUAGUCCAAGAGCGUAAUCUUGUACAUAGAGUUUUGGGGAAUUCAGAAAGCAAUAAAGUUUACCGAUACGCAUAACAAUGACAGAACUUUAGUCUCUAUAUAAUACCAUAUGACUGAUAACAUGCUGUUUAAGUGGCAUAGUGUGGAGUAUAAAAGUGGCUGUGAUUCCAGCAUCUGAAUUACUAGAAGUGCAGACUUUGUGGUAAAAAUGUUCAAGCUUUUCGUUUUCGUGACCCUUGCCACUUUGGCACUCAGCGAGGAUCUUCCAACUCCUCAUGACUUCAUCAACGCCAUCCAUGAUUUGGAGGCUGGACGCUUCGUUGAGUACACGGACAGCGACAAGGGCAACUUUGUUGUUGGUGGCAGCACUGCCUCCGUUGGCCAGUUCCCAUACCAGGCUUCCCUGAGGAGUUCCGCCAAUGCUCACUUCUGCGGUGGUAUCCUCGCCAACAACCGCUGGGUUGUUUCUGCUGCUCACUGCACUGUUGGACGUACUCUUGCCAACACCAGAAUCAUCCUUGGAGCUCACUCCAGGACUACUGGUGGAACCAACUUCGCCACUGGCCGCAUUGUCAACCAUCCUAGCUACAACUCCAACACCAUUGCCAACGAUGUCUCUGUUCUCCAGACCUCUGCCAAUAUUGGUUUCACCAAUGUUAUCCAGCCAAUUGCCCUUGGAUCCGCCAAUGUUGGUGGUGGUGUCACCGCUGUUCUUUCUGGAUGGGGUCUUACCUCCAGCCCUGGAAGCUUGGCUGCUAACCUUCAGUUCCUCCACAAGCAGACAAUGACCAAUGCCAACUGCCAAGGCCGCGUCGGUGGAAAUGGAAACCUCAUCUUUGCCCACAAGAUCUGCGCCGGAGGUGUCACUGGACAGGGUGCCUGCUCUGGAGACUCUGGUGGCCCACUUGCUGCUGGUGGCUCUGCCAUUGGUAUUGUUUCCUGGGGUAUCCCAUGCGCUCGUGGCUUCGCUGAUGUCUACGAUCGUGUUUCCAGCCACAGGAACUGGAUCAUUGGACACUUCUAAGAACCUUCGACUUGCUCUCCUAAUGCCAAUUUUAAUUAACAAGCAAAAUAUAAGCAUUUGAUCUUGCUAAA